Loxodonta africana (African savanna elephant) is the source of this 12817-nucleotide messenger RNA. RefSeq names its product interleukin 1 receptor type 2 (gene IL1R2). Gene Ontology annotation, molecular function: interleukin-1 binding; interleukin-1, type II, blocking receptor activity. The coding region runs from base 485 to 1660 and encodes 391 amino acids. Lineage: Eukaryota; Metazoa; Chordata; Mammalia; Proboscidea; Elephantidae. The transcript is spliced from 9 exons. The record is from RefSeq and is a predicted model, not a curated record.
GCUAGUCAUAGCUGGGACUGUCAACCAGAGCACCUACGCAUGGCCUUCUUAGCAAGGUGGUCUUGGGGUAGUCUGACUGUUUACAGCCUGGCUGGCUUUCCUCAGAGCAGGUAUCCCAAGAAAAUCAGGUGGAAGCUGCAUGACUUUUUCUGACUUAGCCUCAGACAUCACACAGCAUCACUCCUGCUGCAUUCUAUUGGUUACACGAGAGUCACAAGUCCAGCCCAGAUUCAAGGGAGGUGAAUUGGACUCCACCUUCUGAUGUCAAAGUGGUAUAGUUAUAUUGCAGAAGACCAUGUGGGAUGGAGGAUAUUGUCCUGGCUAUCUUUGAAAAAUACAACCUGCCACUCUGAGAAGCAAAUAGUCACGUUCCUGCUCGUAAAGAGAAAAGUGGUCCUCAACAAGGGCUUGAGAGCUUCUUCUGCUACUGGGUGCUGGACCUCAGCUUCCUACCGUCUGUGUCCUCCAGAAGUUGUCUGGAACAAUGUUCAUCUUGUGCAUGGUGAUCAUGGCCACUUCUGCCUUCGCUCUUCGGCCUGAGGAACACACAGUGGCUGCAAGAAAUUGCCAAUUUCGUGGCAAGCAUUUCAAAAAGUACUUCCGGGUGGAAGGGGAGCCUGUGGUCCUGAGGUGCCCCCAGGCGCGGUCUUGGUUGCAGACCUCUGCCAGCCCCAACCUCAACAUGAUGUGGCAUAAAAACGACUCUGGUAGGAUGGUCCCAGGAGAAGAGACACGCAUGGGGGUCCAGGACGGGGCUCUGUGGAUUUUGCCAGCCUUGCAGAGGGAUUCGGGCACCUACAUCUGCACUGUCAGAAAUGCCUCUUAUUGUGAUGAAAUGUCCAUUGAGCUCAGGGUGUUUGAAAAAACAGAAGCUUCUCUGCCCUUCACCUCAUACCCGCAAAUUGUAACCCUGUCAACGUCGGGAUUGUUAGCUUGCCCUGAGCUGAGUGAGUUCACCCACAACAAAACGGGCUGGAGUAUUCAAUGGUACAAGGAUUCUGCUCUUCUGGGUCAAGACAAUAAAAAGUUUCUGAGCUUGAGGGGAACCACUCGCUUAUUGAUACACAAUGUGUCCAUGGAGGAUGCAGGCUAUUACAGCUGUGGCUUGGCAUUUUCCCAUAAUGGCACUCGGUAUAACAUCACAAGGCAUAUUAAAGUGCAUGUCAACCAAAAAGAAGAGGAGCCAAUUCCGGUGAUUGUGUCUCCCCGCAAAACCAUAUUAGCUUCACUGGGGUCAAGACUAACGAUCCCAUGUAAGGUGUUCCUGGGAGUCGGCAUAAAAUCAACCUCCCUUGUGUGGUGGACAGCCAACGACACUAGCAUAGACAAUGCCUACCCAGGAGGCCGAGUGUCUGAGGGGCUGGACAAGGAAUAUUCAGAAAAUAAUGAGAACUACAUUGAAGUGCCGUUGGUUUUUGAUCCAGUCAUAAGGGAGGAUUUGAACACAGACUUUAAAUGCACUGUCACUAGUAGAAUGAGUUUUCAGACACUACGAACCACAGUUAAAGAAGCCUCCACCUUCUCCUGGGAGAUUGCUCUGGCUCCCCUCUCGCUGGUCUUCUUGGUUUUGGGGGGAAUCUGCGUGCACAGAUGGUGUAAACACAGACCUGGAAAAGGAUAUAGUCUGACCAGGAUGAAGACCAGUUAUGAAGAUUUUUAAUGCAUCCAGCUAAAAUAAUAGAGGAAAGAAAAUAACUCAAGUACCAGCUACAUCCUUUUCUAUGGAAAUGGCUCUUCCUUUUUGAGGGACUCUGUUCAUUCCUCAGUGUUAACAAAGCCACUAUGUUUAUAGUGGGCUUGUAAUAAAACAGUGAAGUACUAUGUACCUUGUAUCUGAAACUGAAUGAGUGGAGUAUGUAUAUGUGGUGUGCACAUGAGUAUAUGUAUGUGGAGGAGUGAGUAGCUCUAUGAUUUGUGACCUAUUAAAAAGAGCGAGGGGCCCUUGGGCCUUAGUAAGCGUUGAAAAUAUCUAAAUGAGUUUUGAACUCAUUCAUUUUUUCCUUCUACAAAAAUAUAUUAAAAAUCUGUUUUGACAAGGCUGUAUGGGAGGUAUUGUAGAUACAAAGAUAGAAGAUGGAAUUUGAGCAUUAUGUUCUUUUAAAAUCUAUCUAUUUGGAAUCAAACUGACAACAGCAAAUUGAAAGACUAGAUAGGAACCUUCGGGGACAGUGAGUUUAUGUUUAUGCUAAUGCGGGAGGAACAACUCAGAAAAGGAGGGUGAGAAUGGUUGCGCAACUUGAAGAAUGUGAUCAAUGUCACUGAAUUGUACAUGUAGAAACUGUUGAGUUGGUGUAUGUUUUGCUUUGAAUAUUCUCAACAACAACAAUGACAAAAUAAAGCAAUUAUUUAAAAAAAAGGACUUCAAUUUUGGGACUGGAAAAGAUGAUUUAGAAAUGUUAAAGAAAAAUCAGAAGAAUUGGUGAAUUUUUUGGAAAGACUGAUCCAAAAAGGAAUGAUUAAAAUAGAGUGGACUGUCCAAAAUAUACACAAGUUGGAACAUACAAAUGAAUGAAGAAAUUGACCCAAUGUAAUAAUAAUGUUCCUGAAAAUAGGGGAGGAAGACAGGGUAUUCAGAUAAUUGCAUCCAAAUCAAAAAUUGCAUACAGAUAAAAAUAAAAAAUAAUUCAGAGCCUUUUUUUUAUAGCAUACACCAGAAAAUUCCAGAUAAAUUAAAGAGUUAAAGUAUAAAAAUCAAAUUAGAGGAAAAUUAGCAUGGCGGCCUUGUCUUUCUUUAAAUGUGACCUUUUCAGAGGCCCUUCAAAAAUACUACUUCCUUCCAUCGCCCCAUGUCCCCUCACCCUGUGCUGUUUCAUCACAGCCCUUAUCACCACUAGAUCUUACAUUAUACAGUUGCUUGUUUAUUUACUUUUUUUGUGGUGUGUCUUAGUUAUCUAGUGCCGCUAUAACGGAAAUACAAAUGGAUGGCUUUAACAAAGAUAAAUUUAUUCUCUCACAAUCUAGGAGGCUAGAAGUCCAAAUUCAGGGUGCCAGCACCAGGGGAAGGCUUUUUCUUUUUUGUCAGCCCUGGGGGAAGGUCCAUGUUAUCAAUUAUCUCCUGGUCUAGGAGUGUCUCCGCACAGGGACCCCGGGUCCAAAAGAUGCAUGCCACUCCUGGCUGUGCUUUCUUGGUGGUAGGAGAUCCUCCUUUCUCUCUGUUCCCUUCACUCUUUUAUGUCUCAAAAGAGAUUGACUUAAGACACAACCUAAUCUUGUAGAUUGAGUCUGGUCUCAUUAACAUAACUGCCUCUAAUCCUGCCCCACUGGCAUCAUAGGGAUAGGAUUUACAACACACAGGAAAAUCACAUCAGAUGACAAAACGGUGGACAAUCACACAACACUGGGAAUCAUGGUCUAGCCAAGUUGACACACAUUUUCUGGGGGGACACAAUUCAAUCCAUAACAUUGCACAAUAUAUAUAACAAAACAUUUGCCUUAUUAACCAUUUCUAAGUGGAUAAUUCAGCAACAUUACUUAUAUUCACCCUGUUGUGUGACCAUCACCACUAUCUAGUUCCAAAACCCUUUCGUUAUCCCACACAGAAACUCUGUACCAAUUAAGCAAAACUCCUCAUUCUUCCGGCCCCCAACCUCUGAUCUACUUUCUGUCUUUAGGCAUUUGUCAGUUUUUUGUACUUCAUGUAAUUGGGAUCAUACAACACUUGUGUUUUGGGACUGACUCAUUUUCUCUCAGCAUGAUGUUUUCAAGGCUCAUCCGUAAUAGCAUGUAUCAGGCUCCAUUCCUCUUUAUGGCUGAAUAAUACUCCAUUCCAUGUGUGCAUCACAUUUCAUUUAUCUAUUCAUUUGUUGAUGGAUAUUAUUGUAUUCCGUCUGCUUUCUAUACCCAAUGAGAGAUCCAUUAGGGCAAAGAUGUCAUUGUGGUCACAGCUGUGUCACCAUUGCCUAAAAUCAUGCCUGACACACAGUGAACAUUUAAUACGAAUUUGUAGCAUAAAUAAAAUAGGACAGAAUCUCCUGCGUUCACUACUAGUAAAAGAAUCACAAGAGUAAAGAUUUACAGACUGGAUUAUGUUACAAUUUCUGCACAAUAAAAAAUAAAAGAAAAAUUUAUAGGAAAUCCUGAAAAACAAGCUCAAGGAAUUAAAAACUGUAGCAUAUAGGGUUAUUCACAUCUUUAAGAAAAGAUUAACAAUCCUCAUAGAUAAAAGGGCGAAGAAUGUGGUUAGGAAAUUUGUAGAAGAAACACACACAAAGGAUCACAUGGAAAAAUGACCGAUUUUAGUAAUAAUCAGAUACAUAAAUUGAAGCCACUUUGGGAAACCAAUGCUCUCACCCACUGUUGUUGUUAGCUGCCAUGGACUCAGUUCCAACUCACAGCCACCCUGUGUACAACAGAAGAAAACGCUGUGUGGUCCUGUGCCACCCUCACAAUCGUUGCUAUCUUUGAACCUGUUGUUGCAGCCACCAUGUCAAUCCAUUUCCUUGAGGGCCUCCCUCUUUUUUGCUCACCCUCUACUUUACCAAGCAAGAUAUCCUUCUCCAGGGCUGGUCCCUCCUGAUAACACGUCCAAAGUACUUGAGACAAAGUCUCACCAUCAUCCCUUCUAAGAAGCAUUCCGACUAUACUUUUUCCAAGACACAUGUGCUUGUUUUUCUGGCAGUCCAUGGAAUAUUUCAGUAUUCUUCACCAACAUAGUAAUUCAAAUGUAUCAAUUCUUAUUUUGUCUUCCUUAUUCAUUGACCAGCUUUCACAAGCAGAUUAGGCAUUUGAAAACACCAUGGCUUGGGUCAGGUGCUCCUUAGUGCUCAAGGUGACAUCUUUGCUUUUUAACACCUGAAGGAAGUCCUUUCACCUGAUUUGCCCAAUACAAUACAUCCUUUGAUUUCUCGACUGCUGUUUUUAUGGGCAUUGAUUGUCGAUCCAAGUAAAAUGAAAUCCUUGACAACUUCAGUAUGUCCUCCAUUUAUCGUGACGUUGCUUAUUGGUCCAGUUGUGAGGAUUUUUGUUUUCUUUAUGUUGAGAUGUAAUCCAUACUGAAGACUGUAGUCUUUGAUCUUCAUCAGUAAGUGAUUCAAGUCCUCUUCACUUUCUGCAAGCAAGUUUGUGUCAUUUGCAUAUCAUAGGUUGUUAAUUAGCCUUCCGCCAAUCCUGAUGCCAUGUUCUUCUUCAUAUAGUCCAGGUUCUCCGGUUAUUUGCUCAGUAUAUGGAUUGAAUAGGUACGGUGAAAGGGUACAACCCUGAUGCAUACCUUUCCUGACUUUAUUUAUUUUUAAUAAUUUUUAUUGUGCUUCAAGUGAAAGUUUACAAGUCAGUCUCUAACGCAAAAACCCCUAUACACCUUGCUACAUACUCCCCAUUACUCUUCCCCUAAUGAGACAGCCUGCUCUCUCCCUCCACUCUCUCUUUUAGUGUCCAUUUCACCAGCUUCUAACCCCCUCCACCCUCUCAUCUCCCCUCCAGGCAGGAGAUGACAACAUAGUCUCAAGUGUCCACCUGAUCCAAAAAGCUCACUCCUCAGCAGCAUCCCUCUCCAACCCAUUGUCCAGUCCAAUCCAUGUCGGAAGAGUUGGCUUCGGGAAUGGUUCCUGUCCUGGGGCAACAGAAGGUCUGGGGGCCAUGACCACUGGGGUCCUUCCAGUCUCAGUCAGACCAUUAAGUCUGGUCUUUUUAUGAGAAUUUGGGGUCUGCAUCCCACUACUCUCCUGCUCCCUCAGGGGUUCUUUGUUGUGUUCCCUGUCAGGGCAAUCACUGGUUGUAGUCGGGUACCAUCUAGAUCUUCUGGUCUCACAAUGAUGUAUUCGCUGGUUCAUGUGGCCCUUUCUGUCUUUUGGGCUCGUAAUCACCUUGUGUCCUUGGUGUUCUUCAUUCUCUUUGAUCCAGGUGGGUUGAGACCAAUUGAUGCAUCUUAGAUGGCUGUUUGCUAGUGUUUGAAACCCUAGACGCCACUCUUCAAAGUGGAAUGCAGAAUGUUUUCUUAGUAGAUUUUGUUAUGCCAAUUGACUUAGUUGUCCCCUGAAACCAAGGUCCCCAGACCCCUGCCCCAGCUACGCUAGCCUUCGAAGCAUUCAGCUUAUUCAGGAAACUUCUUUGCUUUUGGUUUAGUCCAGUUGUGCUGACCUCCCCUGUAUUGUGUCUUUCCCUUCACCUAAAGUAGUUCUUAUCUACUAUCUAAUUAGUGAAUGCCCCUUUCCCACCUUCCCUCCCUCCCCCGUCUCGUAACCACAAAAGAAUGUUUUCUUCUCAGUUUAAACUAUUUCUCAAGGUCUUAUAAUAGUGGUCUUAUACAAUAUUUGUCCUUUUGAAACUGACUAAUUUCACUCAGCAUAAUGCCUUCCAGGUUCCUCCAUGUUAUGAAAUGUUUCCCAGAUUCCUCACUGUUCUUUAUCGAUGCGUAGUGUUCCAUUGUGUGAACAUGCCAUAAUUUAUUUAUCCAUUCAUCCGUUGAUGGGCAUCUUGGUUGUUUCCAUGUUUUUGCUAUUGUAAACAGUGCUGCAAUAAACAUGGGUGUGCAUAUAUCUGUUUGUGUAAAGGCUCUUAUUUCUCUAGGAUAUAUUCCGAGGAGUGGGAUUGCUGGAUCGUAUGGUAUUCUAUUUCUAACUUUUUAAGGAAGUGCCAAAUCGAUUUCCAAAGUGGUUGUACCAUUUGGCAUUCCCACCAGCAGUGUAGAAGUGCUCCAAUCUCUCCACAGCCUCUCCAACAUUUAUUAUUUUGUGUUUUUUGGAUUAAUGCCAGCCUUGUUGGAGUGAGAUGAAAUCUCAUUGUAGUUUUGAUUUGCAUUUCUCUAAUGGCUAAUGAUCGUGAACAUUUCCUCAUAUAUCUGUCAGCUACCUGAAUGUCUUCUUUAGUGAAGUGUCUAUUCAUAUCUUUUGCCCAUUUUUUAAUUGGGUUAUUUGUCUUUUUGUAGUUGAGUUUUUGCAGAAUCAUGUGGAUUUUAGAGAUCAGGUGCUGAUCAGAAAUGUCAUAGCUAAAGACUUUUUCCAAGUCUGUAGGUAGUCUUUUUACUUUUUUGAUGAAGUCCUUGGAUGAGCAUAAGUGUUUGAUUUUUAGGAGCUCCCAGUUAUCUAGUUUUUCUUCUACAUUCUUUAUAAUGUUUUGUAUACUGUUUAUGCCAUAUUUUAGGGCUCCUAACAUUGUCCCUAUUUUUUCUUCCAUGAUCUUUAUAGUUUUAGAUUUGAUAUUUAGGUCUUUGAUCCAUUUUGAGUUAGUUUUUGUGCAUGGAGUGAGGUAUGGGCCUUGUUUCAUUUUUUUGCAGAUGGAUAUCCAGUUCUGCCAGCACCAUUUGUUAAAAAGACUGUCUUUUCCCCAUUUCACUGUUUUGGGGCCUUUGUCAAAUAUGAACUGUUCAUAUGUGGAUGGAUUUAUGUCUGGAUUCUCAGUUCUGUUCCAUUGGUCCAUGUAUCUGUUGUUGUACCAGUACCAGGCUGUUUUGACUACUGUGGCAGUAUAAUAGGUUCUAAAAUCAGGCAAAGUAAGGCCUCCCACUUUGUCCUUCUUUUUCAGUAAUGCCUUAUUUAUAUGGGGCCUCUUUCCCUUCCACAUGAAGUUGGUGAUUUGUUUCUCCAUCUCACUAAAGAAUGUCCUUGGGAUUUGGAUCAGAAUUGCAUUAAAUGUAUAGAUCGCUUUUGGUAGAAUAGACAUUUUUAUAAUGGUAAGUGUUCCUAUCCAUGAGCAAGGUAUGUUCGUCCCCUUAUGUAGGUCUCUUUUGUUUUCUUGCAGAAGUGUACUGUAGUUUUCUUUGUAUAAGUCUUUUACAUUUCUGGUAAGAUUUAUUCCUAAGUAUUUUAUCUUUUUGGGGGCUACUGUAAAUGGCAUUGAUUUGGUGAUUUCCUCUUCGAUAUUCUUUUUGUUGGUGUAGAGGAACCCAACUGAUUUUUGUAUGUUUACCUUGUAUCCGGAUACUCUGCUAAAUUCUUCUAUUAGUUUCAGUAGUUUUCUGGAGGAUUCCUUAGGGUCUUCUGUGUAUAAGGUCAUGUCAUCUGCAAAUAGAGAUACUUUGACUUCUUCCUUGCCAAUCUGGAUGCCCUUUAUUUCUUUAUCUAGCCUAAUUGCUCUGGCUAGGACUUCCAGCACAAUGUUGAAUAAGAGCCCCUUCCUGACUUUGAAUCACCCAGUAUCCCCUUAUUCUGUUCUAACAACUGCCUCUUGGUCUAUGUACAGAUUCCGCAUGAGCACAAUUAGUGUUCUGGAAUUCCCAUGCUUCAUAAUGAUAUCCGUAAUUUGUUAUGACCCACAUAGUCGAAUGCCUUUGCAUAGUCAAUAAAACACAGGUAAACAUCUUUCUGAUAUUCUCUGCUUUCAGCCAAGACCCCUCUGAUAUCAGCAAUGAUAGCCCUCGUUUCAUGUUCGUUUCUGAAUCCAGCUUGAAUUUCUGGCAGUUCCCUGUCAAUGUACUUAAUGCUGCAUCUAUUUUUGAUUUAUCUAUAGCAAAAUUUUACUUGGGUGUGAUACUAGUGAUAUUGUUCAAUAAUUUCUACAUUUUGUUGGAUAAGUUUUCUUUGGUAUGGGCACAAAUAUGAAUCUCUUCCAGUUGGUUGGCCGGUGAGCUGUCUUCCAAAUUUCUUGGCAUAGAUGAGUGAUUGCUUCCAAUGCUGCAUUCAUUUGUUGAAACAUUUCAGUUGGUAUCCUGUCAAUUCCUGGAGUCUUGCUUUUCACUAAUGCCUUCAGUGCAGCUCAGGCUUCUUCCUUCAAUACCAUCGGUUCUUGAUCGUAUGCUACCUUCUGAAGUGGCUGAACAUAGACCAGUUUUUUUUUUUGGCACGGUGACUCUGUGUAUUCCUUCCAUCUUUUCUAUGUGUCCUGCAUCAUUCAAUAUUUUGCCCAUAGAAUCCUUCCAUACUGCAACCUGAAAUUUGAAUUUUUUCUUCAGUUCUUUUAGCUUGAGAAAUACCAAGCAUGUUUUUUUCCCUUUUGGUUUUCUAAUUCCAAGUCUUUGCACAUUUCAUUUUAAUACUUUACUUUAUCUUCUUGAGCUACCCUUUGAAAUCUUCUGUUCAGCUCUUUUACUUCAUCAUUUCUUCCAUUUGCUUUAGGUAACUGUACAUUCAAGAGCAAGUGUCAGAGUAUUUUCUGACAUGCAUUUUGGACUUUUCUUUGUUUUUAAUGAUCUUUGCUUUCUUCAUCUAUGAUGCCCUUGAUGUCAUUCCACAACUUGCUUAUCUUCAGUCAUUAAUGUUCAAUGCGUCAAAUCUUGAGAUGGUCUCCAAAUUCAGGUAGGAUGUACUCAAAGUUACACUUUGGCUCUUAUGGGCUUGUCUUAAUUUUCUUUAGCUUCAACUUGAAUUUGCAUAUGAGCAACUGAUGAUCUGUUUUGUAGUCGUCCCCCUGGCAUUGUUCUGACUAAUGAUAAUGAGCUUCUCCACCAUGUUCUCACACACUAUCAAAUGCUGUACCAAGCCUGUUACACCAUGUAAUCAAAACCCAGAACCGAGCACCAUGUAAUACCAUGUGUAAUUUAGUCCUGGGAGGCAAAAAGGCUACAUGUAUCUGCUAGUCGUAGUCCCUGGGUGAGGCAAAUGGCUAAGUGCUCAGCUACUAACAGAAAGGUUGUUGCUUUGAACCUACCCAGUGGCACCUUAUUAUUUGAAAGGAAGAGCUGGUGACCUACUUCUGAAAGAUCAUAGCCAUUGAAAAUUCCAUGAAGCACUGGUCUACUCUGAAACACACAUGGGGUUGCCAUGAACCAGAAUCAACUCUAUGGCAACUGGCUUGGUUUGAUUUAUUCAGCCAGUGGGGUGAGGAAGGAGGGGUUAGCUGUACCUACUUGCAGGACCUGAGUGUGCUUAUCUCUCCCCAGCUGUGUUCAGUGAUGCCAUAUUGGUAGCUUGAAAUCAGCCAUUGUGGGAGGAUUUACACCACAGAGAUUGCCAAAUGCCACAAUUCUACUUGUUGCUACCAUUUACUAGCACGCUACUACAUGAGUCAUAGAGAUGCCCGUAACACUACUCUUGAGGAUUCAUGAAAUAAUUCAAUAAAAUAAAAUGACUAGAUACAUGAAAUUCUUUAGUGAAGUUGAUUAACCUGAUAACACAAACUGAUGCAGCAAUUAUAAAUUACAACGAUCAAGAUUGUGAGAUUGAAAUAUUUAUGAUGUGAAGGAAGAAUUAUAAAUGGUUUUCUCCUAGUUAUGAUUGAAACAAUAUUAAGAUUUGUCCUCAUAUAGAGAAAAAGUAAAUUGCGGAAACAUGUCUGAGAUGGAAGGUUAGGUGAGAAAGGAGCAAACUGCUGCUCUGGGUGUUUCUGCCUGUUUUGGGUCCUUGGGUCCUCAGGCCUGGGCACAGCACUGCUGGGCUUCCCUCGCCAGUGCCCUGUGGAAGCCCACACCCUCAGAUUUUGGCAGCUUCAGCAACGACCUAGAAAAACAGCUGACUACAGCUAGAAGGAACUGCCUAGGACUGUUUAGACUCUACCUUGACUGACGGAGUCCCAUAUUUCAGUUUGGGGUUCACUGUGAGAAGAAGCAUGAGAAAAUCAGCAUUUUUGAAUACUGGAUGUAUGAUAAUAUUAAGGAGUAAGUGUGAUGUUAAGAUUAUAAGAUUAAAAAAAAAUUAUCUCUGGUGGUGCAGUGGUUAAGAGCUCAGCUGCUAACCAAGUUUGGCAGCUUGACUCCACCAGCUGCUCCUUGGAAACCCCAUAGGUUGUUCUACUCUGUCCUAUAGGGUUGCUAUGAGUCAUAAUCAACUUGAUGGCAACAGAUCUUUUUUUUUGGUUUUUAUCUUUCUAAAAGACAUACUAAAAUAUUUAUGGAUGGUAUGAUACGUCUGGGAUUUGCUUCAAAAUAAUACAAAGUUAGAUGGAAGCUUUAAUAAGGAAUGUAUUAGCAAUAUACUGUGGAAAAACUGAGUUCCAGAAAUGUUUAUUUGUAGCCUGGUGCCCUUUCAUUUAAAAUAAAAACCAACUAAAACUAAACUUUCUCUUUCCUUCUCUCUAUACAUACAUUAAUUUUUAAGAGCACAUCUGUAUGUUAUAAAACUUGCCUCACCAGGGACUGGUACUGGCUGGAUGCAUGUCGCCUUUAUAAGAAAACAAGAGAACAACAAACUUGAGGUUCAGGGUUAUGAUGACCUUGGGCGAGAGGCAGGGGUGGGAUGGGUUAGAAAGCUGUGAGUUCUAUCAGGUUCUAGAUCACAGUUUGGUGGUAGAUUGUUAGUGUUUGACUAUCAAACAAACAUUUAAAAACAGGCUAAUCAUGGGCUGAUGAAGAGUGUGUGUUUUGAACCAAAGAUGAUGAGUAAGCUAAUUCUGGGCCCCUGGAGCCCUGGUGGUGCAGCAGUUAAGAGCUUCGCUGCUAACCAAAAGGUCAGCAGUUCAAAUCCACCAGCUACUCUUUGGGAACCAUAUAAGAUUUUUCUACUCUGUCCUGUAGGGUCGUUAUGAGUCAGAAUUGACUUGAAGGCAACAGGUUUGAUUUUGGUUUUUAAGUCCAAAUUAGACAAAAAAAAGAAAUAAGGUAACUCUCUGUACUUUGUAAUUUUUUUCAUAAAAACUAACCUGCUCUAAAAAAUAAAGUCCAUUUAAAAAAAGAAAACAAAACAAGAGGGUUUCCUUCCUUAAUGUGACUGACUUCAUUAUUUUAUGUUGAUUCUACUGGUUUGACUUGCUGAAGGUGAAUUUUUUACCUCUCCCUACAAAAUCUGGCAAGGAGAGGGCAGUAAGUAGUUUCUGGAAACCUUAUACCCCUCUGAGAACCUAUAGGAAAACAAAACAAGUCGUAUAUAGUAGGAUAGUACCUCCCCGGGAACUUACAGGCGGAUGAUGGGUACUAGUACCAGGCACCAGAAAUAAAGCACACACUAAAAAACAAAUCUGAUAUCCCAAGUAUUUCACAGGCUAAUUUUUUUUUUUUUAUGGGGAAUAGGGGCUUUCAGAAAGGGUGGGUGUUGUUUCCCAUAAGAUCCUCAAAAGCAGGGACAUUCUUGCUCUCUGAUGUAUCCCCAGUCCUGGCAGUGCCCUGCCACAUAGUAGGCUCUUGAGAGGUGUUUGCUGCAUGGUUGGACACACAGUGUGUUACUGGGUUUUCCCAGGACAGCCAGCCUGUGGGAACUAGCAGAUUCGCAUUAGCAGGGCUCCUUCCAGGCUCUCUGCUCCUGCCUUGACUGCCAAGCUCUCUGGUUAUUUCCACGACCUCCUGGCAACAGUUUAUCUCUUGUUUUUGUUUCUGUUUUACUGUUUUUGUUGACCCCACCCUUUGGUAUCUGUGGCCCCUGUCAUCUCUAUGGCCUCCUUAUGACUGCCUCUGGCACCCCACAGAGGCCACUGCCCCUCACUGUCCAGAGCACAAGUGUCCAGCUGCCAUACUGGACCAUAUCCUCUGUCACACCAGGCCCCCCCCCCAUGCUCUCUCUGAGUCGCUUCUCUGCUCUGUGACUCACAAGGUCAGUGAGACCCCAGAGUGGGUGCCUGGGCCCUGGCCUUCCCUCAGGAGGGGCCUGCAGCCUCUCCUCAGGGUUCAGCCACAAGUCUGUCCUCCUCCUCCCUGGUCUGCCUGCAAAACCACUUCCUCAUUCUUCUUCAGACAGAGCACAGCCAAACAUACCCUGUGCAAAGAAAGUCCCAGAAGUGUUACCCACCAGUUCUUCAGAAAAGCCCAGCCUGCAGCAGCCAGGCCUUGAAGGGAGCCCAGGCUGCGGUGACCAGGCCCUGAGGGAGGCCCAGCCUUCAGGGACCAGGCUCUGAGGGAGGCCCAGGAGUCAGGUCUUGUGGGGACAAUAGCUAAUCAGCCCAUAGCAAGGACAAGGGGUGAGAAGACUUUAAGAAGUUUAAAGAGGUUUUAGAGGAAAACAAUGGGAGCAAAAGAAAGAAGGAAGAAGGAGAAACUAACCCUUAAAUAUCUGAGAUGUGGCAGAUUCUACACGUUACCUAA